UGGGAACAGAGAACAUAAUGGGGGGGGGAUGGGGUAAGCAAUAAAUCGAUCUGACUGCCCUCCCCCUUCAGCUUUUAUUACCAUCUCAUCAUUGUACCUACUUUUAGGAUCUGUGCUACCCUAUGGGCCAAAUGGGAACUAAACUUCUAGUUCCUACAAAGUUUAAUAAUUGAUGGUAAGAAUGGUGGCAGUCCUCAUGACUCCAUCUGCCUUUGUGAACAUAAGGCCAGAAAGGGCCUUGAAAAGGUAAAUCUUGUUCAUCUCUCUGUAUUUAGACAUACCAGCCAGACAAGAAUCAGAAUUUUAGAACGUCAGAGCUGGCAGGCCCUUUAGAGAUGGUUGCCUGGACCUUGUCCAAUGAGGGGCCCCGUUCUAUUGAGGAUUUUGUUUUGUUUUGCUUCACCCCCCACAACACAGUUUCCCCUGUGUUCUUCCACUGAAGAAAUCUUUGGCUUCUCGUGGCCUGUUCUGACUCAAACGGCUUCUGCUACCCUGAAGGGCUGCUUGGACUCCUCCCUGUCCUAUCGGCCCCUGUGAUGAGGCUUUCCCUGCUCCUCCUAGCCGGAGUACUUGCUUUGUUUCUCCCAAAGGAGAUCUGGGUUCAAGCCCAAGUAUCCUGCAGGGCUUUGGGAACUGCUAGGCCGGGUGGCGUAGGCGUAGGCGUAGGCGGGCCCCUCGAAAUGCAGGUUUGUGCCUGAGGCCCUGCACUGUUUUUGGCUUAGGUUUCCUGGUCAGCUUGAGCCCCAGACCUCUUCCUUCCUGCCCCAGCUCCCGCCGCUACUUCAACCCCGGGGGUCCUGGGUUUCCUGUUGCACCAGCGGCUUUCUGGCCUCUUCCCCUCUUAGCGCGGUGGGGCUGGGUACCCCAGGGUUCGGUUGAGACUAAGCCUCUGGAGGGACUGGGGUUGUCAAUCACUAAGGGGGUGGGGCCGUGGAGCAAGAGUUGAGUCGACGCCUCCCCGGAUGGCGAUCCCUGGAGGGACCCCUCAAGAAGCGGCCAGAAGGGCAAAGACAGACGAAGAGAAGGAUUCAACUUUGGUAGCCACUUGUCUCUGAAAGCCUCUUCUCUGCGAGAUGGGGAGAAGAUCUUCCAAACGGGAAGCCGCCGGCCCCGAAGCCUCCUCUUCUCGGAAGUAGAACCCUGUCCCCUCCGACUCGGCCCCGCCUCCGCUCGGUUCUGCCCAGUCCAACCUAUCGCCCCUUAGGUCCCGCCUCCCGCCAGCCUCAGCUCUCCCACCUUCCCAUCAGCCCACUCUCACGGUUGUUUUACGACAGUAUGGCUACUUUUCCAUCAGUGUCGGGUCUACCUCGAGAAUUUAGAUCAACGGUAGGGUGGCCAGUCCUCCCUCCUCGCUUUCCGGCAGGGUGGCCAGAUCUCCCGCCCCUCUACACCUGCUGACCACUUUCCGGCAGUGUGGUCGAAUCGGCGUUCCCCCCCCCCCCCCCCCCCCGCGAAAGAUCACUUUCCGGCAGUGUGGCGGGGCACCCCCGUCUGGUGCCCGCCGGAUCCGUGGGGUGCGGGGAGGUGGAGGGUUCGAGUCCCGCUUGAGGAAUGAGCCUGUUCGACCUUUUCCGGGGCUUUUUCGGAUUCCCGGCGCCUCAGAGGCGCAGGGAUCCCUUUUUUGGAGGGAUGACUAGAGAAGAGGAUGAUGAAGAUGAGGAGGAAGAAGGAGGGGGGACCUGGGGGGCCAGGUUCGGAGGACCCAGAUCCCCGGAAGAGUUCACUUUUGGCUUCAGUUUUGGCCCUGAGGAUGAGAUGCGUUUCCACGAUAACUUUGGCUUUGAUGAACUGAUUCGGGAUUUCAACCGUAUUUUCGGAGAUAUGGGGGCCUGGACCCUGCCGUCCCGCCCCCCUGAACUCCCAGGCCCAGAGCCAGAGGCCCCAAAUGAAAGGCAGAGGGAGGGGGAGACCAUCCGGGAUUCGAUGCUCAAGUAUCCAGAUAGUCACCAGCCCAAGAUUUUCAGUGGGAGCUCAGAGAGUGAAGCAGGGCACUCCUCUCCCAAAGUAGGCCCAGACUGGGACUCCAAGAGGCCUUUGCGUUCGUUUGGUGACAGGUGGCCAGUGAUCUCCGAUGCUAGAACCAAAGAGGAUAAGGAUCUUGAUUCUCAGGUUUCAAAGGAGGGCCUAGGUCAAGUCUUACAGCCCCAGCCUAAAUCGUACUUCAGAAGUGUCUCAGUUACCAAGAUAACUGGGCCAGAUGGGACGGUGGAGGAGCGUCGCACUGUCGUCGACAGUGAGGGCCACAAAGAAACCACAGUGACCCGCCGAGAAGCAGAUGGCAGUUAUAGAGAUGAUUCAGGCACCCCACAGCCUCCAGACUUGGGGGACAGCUCCUCCAUCCUGAAUUCAUUCCUAGGACGAUGGUUCCGGUCUUGAUGGCCCAAGAUGACUCCAUGGAGGAUUCCAUCUCUCUCCUAUAUAUUACCAUCUGGGGGGUCCUAACAUCAUUAGAUGACUGAGCUACUCUUCCUGCCACAGUGGGGGGGAUUCCUGAGGAUGGUGGGGAAUGUGACAGGUAAAGGGAAAGGUAACAUCUACUCUUCCCCAUCCCCCCAAAAUAAAAUCUUUAUUUAUGCUA
Molecule: messenger RNA, 2578 nt
Organism: Monodelphis domestica (gray short-tailed opossum)
Lineage: Eukaryota; Metazoa; Chordata; Mammalia; Didelphimorphia; Didelphidae
Gene: HAX1
Product: HCLS1 associated protein X-1
Biological process (GO): regulation of actin filament polymerization; negative regulation of apoptotic process
Cellular component (GO): apical plasma membrane; actin cytoskeleton; sarcoplasmic reticulum
Source: RefSeq, a predicted model, not a curated record